AUGACGAUUCUCGCUACUCGCCUUUCGCUCGCAGCGGCUACUGCCAUUGGUCCAUUUUACGAUCCAUCUACUCGAAACGGACCAGCGCCACUUUGCCGGGACCCCUCCCUCCUCUGCGAACUCUGCCCUUCUAAAAAUUCCCCAUCUCGUGCUACUACAGUACAGUAUCCGUCCGAGUUUGCUAACCCCAUCUGUAGGCCCAUCGGCGAACGCAGCCGCCGAUUCGAGGCACAAGGCCACUUCAAGUGUGUUCAGCUCUGCCUCCUGGUGCAGGUCCAGUGCCAAUCACACGCCGCGAUCGAGAAGGAUUGCUGGCAGUCGCACCACACUGCCACGGCCACCGUCAGCCCUGCGUCGGGGCAAGCCUAG
Molecule: messenger RNA, 369 nt
Organism: Trichoderma atroviride IMI 206040
Lineage: Eukaryota; Fungi; Ascomycota; Sordariomycetes; Hypocreales; Hypocreaceae
Source: RefSeq, a predicted model, not a curated record